Messenger RNA from Emericellopsis cladophorae, 609 nucleotides. RefSeq lists its product as uncharacterized. The coding region runs from base 1 to 609 and encodes 202 amino acids. The transcript has 2 exons. NCBI's taxonomy places the organism in Eukaryota, Fungi, Ascomycota, Sordariomycetes, Hypocreales, Bionectriaceae. The record is from RefSeq and is a predicted model, not a curated record.
AUGCUGUCUCAAGAGGCGAUUGCGACCUUCCAGCAAGACCCGCAUCCGCGACUAUCUCUUCAAGCGCCUCUCCGCAUAGCCUUAGGCUCUACGACUGCUGGGUUCGUCGGUCUCGGCCUGGGGGCGACACAGGGUGGCAAGACAGCGCACCUCCGGUUUCGUGCCGAACAUGCGCACAAGAUGCCCGAUUCGACAACAGGCUGGUAUCUUUACCACAAGUCCAAGAACUAUCACGCGGCCAUUGGAGGCGGCUUGGAGGGAAUCAAAAUGGGCACCAAAUUGGCCUUCUGGAGCGGCAUGGCUUUAUCGCUGGAAACCACAGUGGACCGGUGUCGUGGAGCGAGCGACAUGUUUUCAACAAUCAUUGCAUCAUUAUCUGUCGCUGGCGCUUUCUCUCUCUGGCACCGGUUCCCCGUUACAACCGCUGCGCGGAACGCCAAAUCCGGACUUCUAUUUGGUUUCGCCUAUGGCGGUGCGCAAGAUUUUCUCAAUCUCAUUCAAGGCAGACCAGUCGGGUACAUUGAUUUCAUCCGAGGUCGAGGUCGAGGUCGAGGUCGGAGUCGAAAAGAGUACGCUGCCGAGCAGCGCGAAGCCACCGCAACGCCUUGA